This is a messenger RNA of Carassius gibelio (silver crucian carp), 540 nucleotides long. RefSeq names its product pancreatic secretory granule membrane major glycoprotein GP2 (gene omc7). NCBI's taxonomy places the organism in Eukaryota, Metazoa, Chordata, Actinopteri, Cypriniformes, Cyprinidae. The record is from RefSeq and is a predicted model, not a curated record. Bases 18 to 458 code for a protein of 146 amino acids. The transcript is spliced from 4 exons.
GUCAGUUUGCUCUGGUGAUGGACACGUGUUGGGCUACACCUGAGAAUGAUCCUGAUUACAGUCUCCGCUGGGAUCUCAUCCUCACAGAGUGUCCCAAUCCAAAUGAUGACACAGUGGAGCUGCUGCAGAACGGCGUCUCGACAUCCAGCCGUUUCUCCUUCAGGAUGUUCAUCUUCACUGCAAACUCCACUAAACUUUACCUGCACUGCGCUGUUCACCUGUGCCUUCUGUCAAGCAAUCGCUGCUCAACGGACUGUAACUCUGAACACCAGUGGAGAGAGCGCAGGUCUCUGGACUUCCAUGACAGUGCUUCCAUAUCCCUGGGUCCUCUGAUGUUGUCUGAAGGGAACACAGAUAAGUGGGUCCCACAGCAAGUGAAGGUAUCGGAGGCUUCUCGUCUGUGUGCUUCUCUGAUGCUGUUACUUGCUCCUCUGAUGAGAUUCCUGACCCUUUUUUAGUUUAUUUCCAGAAAAUGUUUUACAUUUUACAAGUAUAUUGUCUAGUUCCAUAAUAAAGAUGCAGCAAGAGAUUUUUGCCAAA